This is a messenger RNA of Cyprinus carpio (common carp), 592 nucleotides long. RefSeq names its product adhesion G-protein coupled receptor G2-like. Bases 1 to 588 code for a protein of 195 amino acids. Gene Ontology annotation, biological process: adenylate cyclase-activating G protein-coupled receptor signaling pathway; cell surface receptor signaling pathway. Lineage: Eukaryota; Metazoa; Chordata; Actinopteri; Cypriniformes; Cyprinidae. The record is from RefSeq and is a predicted model, not a curated record. Gene Ontology annotation, molecular function: G protein-coupled receptor activity. The transcript has 5 exons. Gene Ontology annotation, cellular component: membrane.
AUGGUGACCCGACAUGCCACCACUUCUUGGGUGUCCCCGUGGACACACGUGAUGGCCAGUGGCGGUGGCUUAUUGUGUCCUGCUCCAAUAGUCACAGUUAUUGUUUCUGUAGGAGGAUAUAAAGCAGUGAUCCUAAACAAGACAUCUGGAAAUAUCACACGAAUGUGCUGGAUUACUAAUCCUUACAUUCACUACAUAGUGAACAUUGGCUACUAUGCUUUAGUUUUCAUCUUCACAAUAGGAAUCUUCAUCACUAUCUUAACUAGGAUUGUUCAGGCCAGAAACAUAAAAGGGACUGACAGCAAGAGAAAGAUGUUCAGAAAGCAGCUGAUGAUGGUGUUGAGUUUGUUCCUGCUCUUUGGUCUGACGUGGUCUGUGGCGUUCUUCAGUUAUGGACCGAUGCACAUUACCUUAUAUUACAUAUUCACUGUGCUGAACUCGUUUCAGGGUUUUUUCCUCUUCCUGUAUUACUACCACAUUCGCAAUGACCUCGCGGGUCAUUUCUCCGAUGAUCCAGAAAGCAGUGACACCACUACAAUCAUCUCUCAAUCCAGCAUUAAUGCUGUGUAUGAAAAUAUUCAUAACUAGCAUA